ACUCCCCACCCCUUCACCCCACUGUACCUCCUCCUCCUCCUCCUCCUCCUCCUCCCCCUUGCUCCUCCCAGCCACCCGCUACCACAACCCUGCUGCUCCUCAGUUCGUCCCCCAUCGUACACUCGUUCACAACCACAGCUCCUCGUUCUAAAACCCUUGCAGUGAGUGACAGCCAGCAACAUGAGUAAGACCAAACUGCUCAGCGGUCACGAGGCGGUGCCGCUCACGCUGGAGGAGCAGAAGGAGAUCAUGGACACGGGCGUGGUUUUCCCGUGUGCCAUGGUGCGCCUGCAGCCUGAUGGGUGGCUGCUGCCGGACCCCAUGGUCACCAAGUACUGCGACAAGGUGUACAACUUUAAGUUCCGGCCGGACGACCUGGUGGUGAUGUCCUACCCGAAGUCCGGAACCACGUGGAUGCAGGAGAUUUUGUGGACAAUGGUACACAAUCCGGACCUAAACCAUCCUGAGACCAACACGCCCAUCCUAAACCGUUCGCCGGAUAUUUCGUUCGACUUCAUUUUCGACUCCCAAGUGACUCAGUUCCUUAAGUUCGAAGCAUUCCGGAAAUGGUUCACAGAGGUUUGCCCGGAUCGGCGCACGGAGGACGGGAUCAUGCUGCAAAUCACUGAGCUUAUGUCCGGACGUAGAAUUAUCAAAAGUCAUCUGCCGCUGUCUCUCAUGGCGCCAGAUUUCCUCGACAAGGCAAAGGUGGUGUAUAUGAUGAGGAACCCCAAGGACGUGAUUGUCUCCUACUUCAACAUGAUGAUGAAAAUAAAUGUGGGUGAAUUCUCUUCCGCUUUCGAGUCCUUCACCAGAAGUUUCAUGCAGGAUAACCUUAUCUUCGGGCCGUACUGGCGUCACGUGCAGGAGGCGUGGGAGCAGCGGGACCACCCCAACAUGCGCUUUGUCUUCUACGAGGAGCUCAAGGCUGACACUAUGACUCACCUGCAACGCCUCAACGACUUCACCGGAGCAGACCUCACCCAGAGCCAGCUGGACGCCGUGGCGCGUCACACUUCAUUUAGCAGCAUGAAGGGGAGAGGAGAACCAAUGAAAGAUGGACUGUUCACUAACUUCUUCAGGAAAGGCACGUCGGGGGGGUGGAAGAGUCACUUCACGCCGGAGCUGGAGCAGGAGAUGGACGAGUGGAUAGAGAAACACACCACCAACAACGGCAUGAAUUUUAAGGUGGAAUGAUGUUGGAUUCACACUCGUCUCUAGAUGGAUUCAAGCUUUCCCUUCCUGAUCCGUGACUUCAACUCCUCUUCCCCUUGACUUCCUCUUCCCCUUGACUACUUCUACUUCUUUGUUUGUCCGCGUCUCACCUUCACGUUCAGAAAAAGAGAAGAAACACGCAGGGAAAGAAUAUAAAAAGAGUAUCUGUCAUAGUUUCACGAUUACCUCCACCCUCGUUAACUCUUUCACCCCUUUACCUGUCCGCGUCCUUACCUUGUCAUUUAGGAAGGAACUGAGGGGAGACACAACAGAAGAAUAGGAGAAACAUGCAUGGUAACUUAAAUCCUAUUCUACUUUCAAUAUUAUCUUCUCCAUCCCUCCUUGUCUACCUCCAAAUGGGCGUGAUUUUAAUGUUCUCGAUACACUGAUUGAUGAAGCCGAUUUUGUGCGCUCUUAUUGCUAUUUUCUUUUGUAUUUUUUUGUGGUAGUGUAGAGAGAGCUGGUGGUUGUGCCAUCACGGUAUCAACUGCCCAGAUACUCGUUGUAGAUGUGUUGAUAAUAAAUUCAUUCUUAUCAUUGUGUA
This is a messenger RNA of Scylla paramamosain (green mud crab), 1759 nucleotides long. RefSeq names its product sulfotransferase 1E1-like. Gene Ontology annotation, biological process: sulfation. Gene Ontology annotation, molecular function: sulfotransferase activity. The record is from RefSeq and is a predicted model, not a curated record. NCBI's taxonomy places the organism in Eukaryota, Metazoa, Arthropoda, Malacostraca, Decapoda, Portunidae. Gene Ontology annotation, cellular component: cytoplasm. Bases 181 to 1197 code for a protein of 338 amino acids. The transcript is spliced from 8 exons.